AUGUUCUCCGCCGCGCACACGCAUCCCAACUCGUCUUUGCCAAGUCUAAAAGGCAGCGCUUCUGCCGGAAGCUUACCGCAGCUUGGCUCGUUGUCGCUGCUCCAGCGCAUGACGCCGCUCAAGUCGCCUGUGGCUGCGCUUCCAACGCAGCGGUCGCUGACGCUGCUUAAUCUUGAAUUUGCGCCGCCGGCGAAAAAAUCGCGGCCCAACUCGCCUGCGCUCGGCGCCGCAGUGCUUCACACCCCGAGCGCGGAGCGCAUGGCGCCUCCGCUCGACCGCCUUAGCGCGCCCGACCUGCUGGCGCGCGGGAAGCCGCCCUUCACAAUCUCCCCGAACGACACGCCGCUCCAAACGCCUAGCCAAUCGCCGCCCCUCGCGCCCGUGGCCACGGUUCAGCCGCCGUUCAACUCGGGCCAUUUGUUCAGCAAACUAGAGCAGCAGGUGCAGCGCGACGACAGCAUCGCCAUCAACGGGACGAUGUUGCCGCCCAUCCGCUCGGUGUUCAAUUUGCCCGAGCCCCAGGCGCUGCGCAACUAG
Clavispora lusitaniae ATCC 42720 is the source of this 537-nucleotide messenger RNA. NCBI's taxonomy places the organism in Eukaryota, Fungi, Ascomycota, Pichiomycetes, Serinales, Metschnikowiaceae. The record is from RefSeq and is a predicted model, not a curated record.